AACUAUGGUCAAGAUGGGCAUGGAAUUGGGAUUGGAAUUGGAAUUGGAAUUGGGAUUGGGUUUGGGUUUGAGUUUGGGUCCUCGCUCUGAACAGUGAACACAAAUCCUGACUCAUUCGCUCUCUUCUCUCUCUCCCUAUCUCUCUGUGUCUGUCUGGUGUUUUAAAAGGGUAUUUUGAUAGUUUCAUUUUAAGGUAAAAUUGUGGGUACUUCGAUAAAGGCGGAGCUCGAAAUGAACGCUGCCAUGGCUGUAUCAUCUGUACUCUUCACUAGCUUGUCGCCGUUGCAGCCACUCAGGAUUGAGGUGAAAGCUGCGAAUCUACCGAGCUUGAGGUGCUCUACCAGGUCACAGUUUUUUUUAAUUAACCAGGAUGUGUCAAAUUCGCAAAAUGAUGGUCGUGGUCGUCGAAGAGUGUGGAGGCGAAGAAAAUUGGCAAAGAAGGAUGAGAUGGAGUACAAAUUGCAACGAAUUCCUUUCCUUGAGGAGCAGGUGAGAAAAGUAAGAGAAGGGGGAAAGCUUUUGUCGAUGGACAUAGAGAGACUAUUGCUGUCUGAGGACAAUCGGUUUGAUUUUGUGAAUGAGGUGGCAGCAGAGGCCAAACAGUAUGUUGAGAACAAUCGAGACGAGUAUGGUGGAAAGAAAGCCAUCCUUCAUGUGCUAAGUAAUCGGAUGAAUGAUGCUGGGUUUUAUCGUCCUGAGGCAUAUAUGGAAGAUGACCCUUACAAGCCGGGUCCUAAUUAUCUAAGAGAAGAACUUUGAAGGGGGUAUACACUAUACAAUACACAUUAAUUGUUAACUGAAGUAUGAAAUUUGUUGUUUUACAUAAAUGUAUUUCCCAUUUAUAGCAAGUUUUAUGCCCAUAUUACAAAACGAAUUAAGCUAUUCAAGCUGGACUUGUGUUUGUAACAUUAGGAACUCAUUCGAACUUGGCUUGUUAUAAAAGUACAUGAAGUCUGAAUACAUCAAAAUAAACUUCUGA
Messenger RNA from Camellia sinensis, 979 nucleotides. It is a transcript of the gene PTAC7, whose product is annotated as plastid transcriptionally active7. Gene Ontology annotation, cellular component: plastid-encoded plastid RNA polymerase complex. NCBI's taxonomy places the organism in Eukaryota, Viridiplantae, Streptophyta, Magnoliopsida, Ericales, Theaceae. Gene Ontology annotation, biological process: plastid transcription. The record is from RefSeq and is a predicted model, not a curated record.